Molecule: messenger RNA, 1463 nt
Organism: Eruca vesicaria subsp. sativa (arugula)
Lineage: Eukaryota; Viridiplantae; Streptophyta; Magnoliopsida; Brassicales; Brassicaceae
Source: the annotation of a GenBank genome assembly
AUGAGUGGCGAAACGGCGUCGUCUAAGGCUCCGGCUCUGGCUAAGAAGAAGAAGAGUUUGGGAUGGAUGGAGUGGAUGAGAGGAUGGAGCAGCGUUUUCGGGGAGAUUCUGUUCCAGAGGAUCACAGCCUCUCAUUUGCAAAACCCUCUCCCUCUUCCUCCCGUCAACGACCUCACUUGCAUCGUCACUGGCUCCACCAGCGGCAUUGGCCGUGAGACCGCUAGGCAGCUUGCAGAGGCGGGUGCUCAUGUUGUGAUGGCUGUGAGGAACACAAAGGCAGCUCAGGAGCUGAUUCAGCAAUGGCAGAACGAGUGGUCUGGGAAAGGUCUCCCACUUAAUAUCGAGGCAAUGGAACUUGAUCUUCUUUCACUGGAUUCUGUCGCGAGAUUUGCCGAUGCUUGGAACGCUCGUUUAGGACCGUUGCAUGUUCUGAUUAACAAUGCUGGCAUUUUUGCUAUGGGAGAGGCGCAAAAAUUAUCAAAGGAUGGAUACGAGCAGCACAUGCAAGUUAAUCAUUUAGCUCCAUCGCUUCUUUCAGUACUUCUUUUGCCGUCUCUGAUCCGAGGUUCUCCAAGCCGAAUCAUUAAUGUGAAUUCUGUGAUGCAUAGUGUUGGUUUUGUUGACCCGGAUGACAUGAAUGUUGUUUCUGGUAGCCGUAAGUAUUCAAGCGUUGUAGGAUACUCGGGCAGCAAGCUUGCAGAGAUCAUGUUUAGUAGCGUUCUUUUCAAAAAGCUGCCUCUGGAAACAGGAGUUAGCGUCAUAUGUAUAUCCCCUGGUGUUGUCCUAACAAAUGUUGCCAGGGAUCUACCCAGGUUUCUUCAGUUUCUGUACGCCUUGAUACCUUAUUUCAUAUUUUCACCCCAAGAAGGUUGUAGAAGUACUCUCUUCUCGGCCACAGACCCUCAGAUUCCAGAGUACUGGGAAACGCUAAAGAACGAUGAUUGGCCUGUUUGUCCAUUCAUCUCUCAAGAUUGCCGUCCGGCAAAUCCUUCAGAAGAAGCACACAACACAGAAACUGCACAGAGAGUGUGGGAAAAGACAUUAGAGAUGGUGGGUCUUCCUCUCGAUGCAGUUGAGAAGCUCAUAGAAGGGGAAAAUGUCCAAUGCCGUUAUGGAGCACAAGAAGAAUAGUCUUUAAAAAACAAAAUUUCACAGGUUUGAAUGUCCCCUUAAAAACCAAAGGGUAAGUAUUGAGAAAUAGCAUCUUUUUUUUUCUUUUGUUUCUUUUAAUCUACUAUACACUGGGGACUGAAUACCCCCUGAGGCAUGUGGUUUGCUUGAGAAAAGGACAAGGAUGGGUGUGAGAAUGUUUGACUGUUGGUUAAAAAAGGCAUGCUUGAGCUGCCAUUCCAGGGCUUACUUGUAAGUCUUCUUCAAGUGUAUCUGAGUCAAAAGAUAUUCAGUAGUAUGGUCUGGUGGGUAGUUUCCUCACGUUGGCUCAUGUAUUUAUACCAGUGAAAGGC